CCUUACACCUACACAACACACAUUAUUGAACCAGUACGUCUUUACCAGUUGUACGUCGCUGAUUAAACCACACACCGCAGUUUUGAAAUUUUAAUAACGAUGGCGGCUCUGGUGCGAUGUGUGUUGUGGAAAACGGGUCAAGAAAUUUCCUUCAAAUUCAUAAUUCCACUAGACGGCAUUGUGAAACGGGAUUACAGUAAUCAAUUACCGAAAACAGUACAAACGGGACAAAAAAUUGAUUCAUUGGCGAAAUCAUUGGCCAGUAAAGGUUACUUGAGGUCACAGAAGCCCUAUACACCUCCCACAGAUGUCUCCGAGAAAAUUGCCAGCUUGCUAUCAUCUUUCGGCGUUAACAAUAAAACCAAUAAAUUGGAAAUGUCCGAGAAAUUCAACAUCUUGAAAGCAUUUGACGACACCUUCGAUCACUGUGUGCCGAAUUCUCAACUCCAUGAAAUAAACACCAUCGUUGACAUCGUUCAGUUCUACAACACUGAAGUGAAUACGACUCUGCCAUUAGACGCAAUGCAAAGGAUGGACCUGCCCAGCAAUUUGCACAUUCAGAACGAAUAUUUGCGAUUCCAUCCGGAGACGGACACAAUGUUUGGUGGACAGACAGCAUUUCCGAAACGCUCAACAAUUGUAACGGGUCUCAAGUACAAAAAGAAAUACAAGGGCCAUGUGGCCAAGACUUCGUGGCCGUAAAUGUUAGAUUGUUGGGUGGAGACUUUAGUAGAGUUUUGAAUAAAUUUCGUUUUCUAUACGUUGAA
Bradysia coprophila is the source of this 767-nucleotide messenger RNA. It is a transcript of the gene mRpL50, whose product is annotated as mitochondrial ribosomal protein L50. NCBI's taxonomy places the organism in Eukaryota, Metazoa, Arthropoda, Insecta, Diptera, Sciaridae. Gene Ontology annotation, cellular component: mitochondrial large ribosomal subunit; mitochondrion. The record is from RefSeq and is a predicted model, not a curated record.